AUGUCUACCAGCAGCAGCUCAUCGCAAGCAACGUCACACAUUGCGUGCUCCUACUUCCCCCAAGUCCCCGGAGGGUACAUUCCGGUACGUCUUGGCACGCGACAAGGGCACUGGGCUGCCGACGGCGGCGAUGACGCGCCUGUCUGUGCGACUAAUGUUCCGCCGUUGCGUAACCCGCUGUCUCGCCCUCGCCCAUCACCUCCGUCCAUCACCCAUCCGCCAAGCCUUCUGUCGUCGAGCGCCCCCGUUCGCAUUCUACCCUCCCACGGCAACACCGAGAACAAUAAUGACGGCCUCAACCGGCGCUGGUCCCCGAACCGAAGCUCCCGACGGGGCUUCCCCCCAAGCAACGCCGACAAUACCCAAGCCCAAUCCCCCUGGCCAGGAGUGACCCUCGCAGCCCUCCCCAAAUCCUGGACCUUCACCUCCUCCCUUCCCCCCGACCCAAUGUAUCCGACCCCGGCCGAAAGCCAUCGCACCCCCCGCCAUGAGAUCCACCCUCGCCAGGUCCGCCACGCCCUCUUCACCUGGGUGCGUCCCGAGCCCCAAUCCACCUCUGAAUUGCUGGCCGUGUCCCCCGCCGCGAUGCGCGAUCUGGGACUGCUAGCGUCAGAAGCAGAGACGGAAGAUUUCAAGCAGACCGUCGUGGGGAAUAAGUUGUGGGGUUGGGAUGAGGAAAAGGAAACGGGGGAGGGCUACCCCUGGGCGCAAUGUUACGGCGGGUGGCAGUUUGGCAGUUGGGCUGGACAACUUGGCGACGGGAGGGCUAUUUCGCUGUUUGAAGCGACAAACCCGUUUACGGGGGCGCGAUAUGAAGUGCAAUUAAAGGGAGCGGGGAUAACGCCAUACAGCCGGUUCGCGGAUGGCAAGGCUGUUUUGAGGAGUAGCAUACGCGAGUUCAUCGUGUCGGAGUACCUCCACGCGAUAGGGGUGCCGACGACAAGAGCGCUGGCAAUUUCGCUGCUGCCGAAUGAGAGGGUACGACGGGAACGCAUCGAGCCGGGGGCGAUUGUGGUCCGCUUCGCCCCGUCGUGGCUGCGCAUCGGUACCUUCGACCUCCCCCGUAUGCGGGGCGACCGCGAGCUGGUAAGACAACUGGCGACAUACCUCGCCGAGCACGUCAUCCCCGGCGGGUGGGAGGCACUCCCUGCCCGACUAGAAGACCCCUCUUCCCCUCCACAAGACGAAUCCAUCCUCACGCCCCUCACGGGCAUCCCCCCUUCCGAAAUCCAAGGCUCCCCCGGGGAAGAAGAAAACCGCUUCGCCCGCCUCUUCCGGCACAUCGCCCGACUCAACGCCCUCAUGGUCGCCUCUUUGCAAUCAUAUGCCUUCACCAACGGCGUCCUCAACACAGACAACACCUCCCUGUUAGGCCUCUCCAUGGACUACGGCCCGUUCGCCUUCCUCGACGUCUUCGACCCAAGCUACACUCCCAACCACGACGACGACACGUUGCGAUACAGCUACCGGAAUCAGCCAACAAUCAUCUGGUGGAAUCUGGUCAGGCUAGCCGAAGCCCUCGGUGAGCUGCUCGCUGCCGGGGGGGAGGUGGACGAGGAGUGGUUCGUGAGCAAGGGGUUUAGCAAGUUCGAGAGUGAAGAGGCGACACAACCUUACGUUAGGCGGGCAGAAAAGAUCAUCGCGCAAGCAGGGCAGGAGUACAAGGCCGUUUUCCUAGCCGAGUACACCCGUCUCAUGCGCCGACGUUUGGGGUUCCGUACUGUCAACCCCGACGAUUUGGAGGGGUUCAUCUCCCCGUUACUAGACACCAUGGAAUCGCUUUCCCUCGAUUACAAUCUCUUCUUCCGCACUCUUUCCUCCAUCCCCCUAGUUCCAACCCCAACUCCCGAGUUGUGGGACACAGUCCUACCAAAAUUCUUCUACCCCUCCACCCCCCCUUCCUCUUUACCCCAAGAUAAAGCCCCCCUACUAAAGGACCUCACAACCUGGCUUGAAAAGUGGCACGAGCGGAUCAAGCAGGACUGGAACAACGGCAAUCCUCUUAUACCAGAAAUAGACCAGGAAAGAAUCAAGGCUAUGAAGGGGGUAAAUCCGAAAUUUGUGCCGCGCGGAUGGAUUUUUGAUGAGGUCAUUCGGAGAGUUGAGAAGGAUGGCGAGAGGAAUGUUCUGAAGCGAUUGCUGCAUCUGUCGCUGCAUCCUUUUGAGGACAAUUGGGCUGGGAGGGAGUUCGAUGGGGUGUUGUACGAAGGGAAUAAGGACGAGGAGGAGAGGUGGACAAGUGAUGUGCCCAAGGUGGGCAGGAUGCUUCAGUGCAGUUGUAGUUCGUAA
Thermochaetoides thermophila DSM 1495 is the source of this 2289-nucleotide messenger RNA. RefSeq lists its product as uncharacterized. The transcript has 2 exons. The record is from RefSeq and is a predicted model, not a curated record. NCBI's taxonomy places the organism in Eukaryota, Fungi, Ascomycota, Sordariomycetes, Sordariales, Chaetomiaceae. Bases 1 to 2289 code for a protein of 762 amino acids.